This is a messenger RNA of Ziziphus jujuba (common jujube), 2032 nucleotides long. Its product is annotated as putative B3 domain-containing protein At5g66980. Gene Ontology annotation, molecular function: DNA binding. NCBI's taxonomy places the organism in Eukaryota, Viridiplantae, Streptophyta, Magnoliopsida, Rosales, Rhamnaceae. The record is from RefSeq and is a predicted model, not a curated record. Bases 238 to 1101 code for a protein of 287 amino acids. The transcript has 5 exons.
GUAUGUGCUCUGGCUAUGAGUGACGUUGCAUGUGAUGGAACUUUGCCACUUGUAAUUAUGACGAAAAAGAGAAAUUUGGGUUUAUAUGGGAUUCUGAGAGAAAUUGUGUUUGGGGAAUAUGAAAGUGGAAGGCUGUAAUGCAAAAGGAAUUCACUUUCUAGGGUUUUUACUUUUACGAAAUAACCAAACGCAAAAGAAAGAGGAAAAAAAAAAAAAAAAAAAAAGGAAAAGGAAAUAAUGGCGGGGGCUUCAUCUUCUUCUAAAGGCAUUGAGUUUUUUAAAGUUUUUCUUCCCUCUAGCAGUUCUAAUCAUAUGUCCAUACCACCAGCUUUUGUGAAUAAGCUCAAAGCAGGAUUACCAGGAAAGGCCAUUCUGAAAGAUUUCAGUGGAAGGUCUUGGCAUGUCGGGUUGGAAAUAAUUGAGAGGCACUUGCAUUUUACGAGUGGUUGGGAAAAAUUUGCUAGUGAUCAUUUUCUUGAACAUGGGGACUUUCUAAUAUUCAAAUAUGAUGGGAAUUCUUUGUUCAACGUUAAGAUUUUCGGUCUAAAUGGGUGUAAGAAGGAGGUUGUAAAUAAUGAGGGGAUUAAACGUGGACAAGUGAAAGACAAAGAAGAAGAAGAACAAAAGAAGAAAGAAGAUAACAAAGAUGCUCAAACAGAUAACAGUUUGGCUGAAAAAGAGAAAUCAGGUCCAUCCGAUGAACAGAACGGAAGUAAAAAAAGAAAACGUGCUACAACAAAACUGGAAGAAAACGAGAUCCAAGAUACCGCAGAGUGCGUUCAACCAAAGAAUCCUCGCUUUGUUGUGAAUAUUACCAAGUACUAUCGAUACUUUUUGCAUGUUCCUGGUUCAUUUCUUAAUGAACAUCGCAUCAAAUUAAUGCAUGACUUGAUUCUUCACCAUCAGAAUGACAAGUGGCCAGUGAAAGUUGUCAUAAGGAAUGACGGCCGUCAUGCUAUAACUACCGGUUGGAUUGAUUUUGUGAGGAAGAACGAGAUUGAAGCAAAGGACAAGUGUGUAUUUGAUGCUGUCCUUGGCACAAGUAACACAUGCGAACAAAUGCAUGUGCAAGUUAUCCGUGCAAAACCAAGAGUUAAAUAAAACUUAAAGAGGAAGACAUGAUUUUCCGAACCCUGCCCCCCAUAAUGGAAAGACAAGUGCUGAACGUGCUUAAUUUUGAGAUGCUCUGGUUUAGUACCCCCAGCAUGGCAAGGAACAAGAAGAUGAGAGAGCAAAUCUUUUUGCAAAUCCCUUUUUUUUGGUUCUUUUUUUGUCUUUUUGUUACCACGAAGAGAAUUUGGUAACUUGGCUCUUAAGUCUCAACUAAAGUUCCUUUGAUGUGACAUAUCCUUGUCUUUUGUAUGGGAUUAUGACGUUGAUUUUUUUUUUUUUUUUUUUUGUCAUACUUGGUGUGGAUUUUUUUCUCAAUAAUGUUUUUUCGUUUUUAUGUUUUCUUUUGUUCAUUUAAAUGCCACUUGCAUGUUAAUCUUCUCAAUCUUUAAUAUCAUAUUUAAAUGGAGAAAACAACCCUAAAUUUGGUUCGUUUCAUAGAAGAUAAAAAGGCUAAUUAAGGCAAAGAAGAAGAAGAGAAGAAGAAAAAAGAGGGUAUUGUUGUUGUUAUUGUUGGUAUUCUGGGUGUGUUUCUAUUUUUGUGGUUUUUAGUUUAAUGUGUGGAAGCAGAAUGGGCUCUGUUGCAUAUAUAUAUAUAUAUAUAUAUAUGGGAAAGAACAAAAUAAUAAUAAUAAGAAGAAGAAGAAGAAGAAGAAGAAGAGGAAUUGGGAAUGAGAACAAAGUCGGUAAAAAUUAAAAAAAUAAUAAUAAUAGAGAAAAAAAGAAAAAAAAAAAACUAUAUAUGUGUGUGUGUAUGUAAAGAGAAAAAAAAUAAAAAUGGUGCGAGAAACUGAUAGGACAGAAAGAGAGCUAAAGGUCAAGGAUGUGAGACCUCAGAGUGUACCUCAGUGGAAGCCAGCCUCCAUUGAUGGAUGAUAAACAAGUGGUGAAUGGGCUUCCUUUCCCCUUACUGCUUAAUUUU